Molecule: messenger RNA, 1161 nt
Organism: Sphaeroforma arctica JP610
Lineage: Eukaryota; Ichthyosporea; Ichthyophonida
Exons: 7
Molecular function (GO): protein binding
Source: RefSeq, a predicted model, not a curated record
AACGGGGAGAAUCUAGCCAAUAUUGCCGGAUCAAGGCCAAUUGUGUUGACUAUGAUGGGGUCUAACGAUGUCAUUGAGGUGCCGAUGUCAGCGGUGCGUUUCAUUGAGGACAUGUCGGACUCUGAGAAGCAAACAGAACUCAUGAGGUUUAUGCGUGACCGUCAUAAUCUGACUAUGGAGGAACGCAGAAUGGCUGAGAACUUCAUCGAAUCAAUACCCGGCAUGCCCGAUUUCCACACCUACGAUUUCAGCUCCGUAAACAGUAUCAAUAUCUUCCGAGCGGAUCUGGCUAAGCACAAUACGGAGGCUGUACACCUAGUUAGUCAGGCUAUGCGGGUGGAGUUUGCCUGCAGUAGUAACGACUUAGACGCACUUAAAGGCGUCGCCAUAACCAACUAUCACCCCGCAUACUCACCAUUGGCACUAGCUGCUUCUGGACUGGUUCGUACGUCACAUCCUCUGACCCUGGCGGUCAACAACGGCAAUAUCGAGAUGGCCAGGUAUAUACUUGAUGAAGGGCGCGUGAGUAUACCAACGACGUCGCGUAUAUUCCGGAAUAGGAGAGAGCUGAUACCGUUUCUGCACGCAGCCACAGCCAAGAAUGAUAUUGAGAUGAUGAAAUUACUGCUGGCUCACCAUGCAGAUCCCUAUGAGGUCGCCCACAAGAUGUGUCCUGUGGGGGUGGCGUGUUUACACGGUCACCUUGAGGCCAUAGACUUUCUGUUGGAAUACCGCUUGGACCGGUCAGAGGUAGUGUGCAGACGCAACAUGCAGGAUAUGGGUGACAAGUGGCUGGAUUUGUGUGCCAUGAACGAUGCACCCGAUGUUGCGCGGCUGCUUAUAGCCUGUUUGAUCGCCGCGAGUGCACGCGCACCCCACAGUAAGAAGAUCACAGACGCCGCACAAUACCUCAUUAGAGAAGGAGCGGACAAGCGCCGCUUAAGUCACGUCGAUCCCAGUCAUUGGCUGGUACCCAUAAUUAGGAAAACCAGCGCGAGGGCUCUAUCUCUACGGAGGAUUUGUUACUUCAAGAUGCGGAGAGAAAAUUUGGAGGGCCUUAAGGAGGAAGCGUUUCAGUCGAGUUUCCCAUCAGAAAGGAGGGACUGGGAUAUCGAUAACGAUGAAGGUACUGUGUUCUCCGACGAAGAUAACGGCAGCUAG